Molecule: messenger RNA, 4599 nt
Organism: Helianthus annuus (common sunflower)
Lineage: Eukaryota; Viridiplantae; Streptophyta; Magnoliopsida; Asterales; Asteraceae
Product: putative disease resistance RPP13-like protein 1
Exons: 5
Coding region: 150-3500 (1116 amino acids)
Biological process (GO): defense response to other organism
Molecular function (GO): ADP binding
Source: RefSeq, a predicted model, not a curated record
AAAAGCCAAAAGGUACUAGUAGAAGAAACGAAACAUCUUUGCUAGAAUCUGAUGUUGUUGGGCGAGAAGGUGAAAGAGAGAAGCUGAUCAACAAGUUGUUGCAGGAUGAGCCAUCUAAACAAAACUUCAUCAUCGUACCCAUCGUUGGUAUGGGUGGGGUGGGGAAGACCACUCUUGCUAGAAUAUUGUACAAUGAUACGCUAGUGAAGGAUCACUUUGAACUCAUGGCAUGGGUUUGCGUAUCUGAUGAGUUUGAUAUAUUUAAAAUAAGUCAAACCAUCUAUGAAUCUGUGGCUACAGAAAACAAGCAGUUUAAAGAUAUAAAUCAGCUUCAAAUUGCUCUUAAAGAGAAACUUGAGGGUAAACGAUUUCUAUUAGUGCUCGAUGAUGUGUGGAAUGAAAAGUAUGAAGAGUGGGAAAACCUAGUGCGUCCAUUUCAUUCUGGGGCUACUGGAAGUCGGGUGAUCAUGACAACUCGCAAGCAGCAACUGCUCAAAAAGAUAGGUUUUAAUCAUCUAGACCAUCUCGACCGUUUGUCGCAUGAAGAUGCUUUGUCUUUAUUAGCUCUACAUGCAUUGGAUGUGGAUAACUUUGACUCACACGCAACACUUAAAUCACAAGCUGAAGGUAUUGUAAAAAAAUGUGGUGGUUUGCCUUUAGCUUUAAAGGCAAUUGGAAGGUUAAUGAGAGCAAAAACCGAAGAAGAAGAAGAAUGGAAUGAUGUGUUGAACAGUGAGAUAUGGAAUUUAGAAAGCGCUGAUGAAAUUGUCCCAGCCCUUCGGCUAAGUUACCAUGAUCUUUCUACCGAUUUGAAGCGAUUGUUUGCUUAUUGCUCUUUGUUCCCUAAAGACAUUUUGUUUGAAAAAGAAGAGUUGGUAUUAUUAUGGGUGGCUGAAGGGUAUCUGAAUGAGUCAGAUGCAAACAAAUCACCAGAAGGCUUGGGCUAUGAAUGUUUCGAGAAAUUGCUAUCGAGGUCCUUUUUCCAACGUGCACCUAGUGGUGAACCCUUUUUUGUGAUGCAUGAUCUCAUGAACGACCUGGCCACAUUUGUUGCGGGAGAAUAUUUUUUAAGGUUUGAUAAUAAGAUGGAGAUGACGGAGGAAGCUUUAGCCAAGUACCGACAUAUGUCAUUUAUUCGUGAGGAGUAUGUAGGUUUCCAGAAGUUCGGGGCAUUUGAAAAGGCCAGAAGUUUGAGAACAUUGUUAGCGGUAUAUGUUGGGGUAGAUCAUUGGUGGAAGGAUUUUUACUUAUCCAGCAAGAUUUUGGUUGACUUACUUCCUGAGCUGCCGUUAUUAAGGGUUCUUUCUUUGAGGCGUUUUAACAUAAGUGAGGUACCAGAUCCGAUUUGUAGUUUGAAACACUUGAGGUAUCUUAAUUUGUCUGAAACAAGAAUCACAAAGUUACCAGAAAAUGUUGGUAAUCUUUAUAAUUUACAAACAUUGAUAGUUUUUGGUUGUGGGGGCUUAACUGCGUUGCCUAAAAGCUUCUUAAAGCUGAAAAAGUUAAGGCAUUUUGACAUCAGGAACACUCCACUUUUAGAGAAGCUACCCUUGGGGAUUGGUGAGUUGAGAAACCUUCAAACUCUCACCAAGAUUAUCAUUGGAGGCGAUGGUGAAUUUUCAAUAACCGAGCUUAAGGGAUUAAAGAAUCUCCAUGGAGAAAUUUCCAUCGAGGGGUUGAACAAAGUACAAAGCUCAAUGCAUGCACGAGAGGCAAACUUAUUAUUAAAAGGGAUUAAUAAGUUGGAGUUGAAAUGGGAUGAUGGUUCUAUAAGAGAAACACUUGAGAAGGAGGUUCUCAACGAGUUGAAGCCCAAUAGUGACAAGUUAGAAAUGCUUGUAGUUGAGUGUUACAAGGGAAUAGAGUUUCCAAAUUGGGUUGGGGAUUCGUCUUUUCGUCGACUGGUUCAAGUGUCGCUACGCGGUUGUAAAAAAUGUACAUCUCUACCGCCACUUGGGCGGCUACCUUCACUUAAGGAGUUGUUGAUUCAAGGAAUGAAUGAUGUUAAAGUCAUAAGUUUGGAGUUAAGUAGGAGUACUGAUGUUACCUUCCCUUCACUUGAAAUUCUAACGUUUGAAGAUAUGUCGAGUUGGGAGGUCUGGUCAACCAAUAGCGAGGUAAUGUUUCCAUGCCUUCAAGAUCUUCAAAUAACAAAAUGUCCCAAUUUGAUUGAUGUCUCACUUAAAGCAUUACCUUCGCUAAGAGUAUUGAAAAUAGAUGGAUGUGGUGAAAGUGUGCUGAGAAGUCUGGUUCAAGCAACUUCAUCAACCACUAUAUUGAAUAUAAGAUCAAUUUUAGGGCUUACGGAUGAGGUGUGGAGAGGUGUUAUAGAGUAUCUUGGGGCGGUUGAAGAACUAAGCAUACAACAUUGUGAUGAGAUAAGAUACCUGUGGGAAUCAGAUGCAGAGGCAAGUAAAGUUCUUGUAAAUUUAAAGGAAUUGAAGGUGUCGAAAUGUAAAAAAUUGGUGAGUAUAGGAGAGAAAGAGGAGGAUGAGGAUAACAUUGGGAGCAACCUCCUAUCAUCCCUUAGGAAGUUGGAGAUAGAGUCAUGUGAAAGUAUGGAGCGUUUGUGUUGUCCCAAUAGCAUUGAGAGUUUAGUUAUCGAAUUGUGUUGGUCAGUUAGAAAUGUCUCAUUCCCAAGAGCAACAACAACAGGUGGAGGAGGGCAGAAUCUCAAGUCACUUACUAUAAAUAUUUGUGGAAAUCUAGAAUCAAUAAAUCAAUUGAGUAACUCCACUCACCUCACCUCUUUGUCAAUAAGUUUCUGUAAAAACUUGGAGUUAUUUUCUGAUCUUCAUCAGCUAUCAAACCUCACCAGGUUGUAUAUAACAAGUUGUGAAAGCAUAGAGUCAUUUCCUAACCUCCAGCUUCCGAAUCUCACAAAUCUGGAGGUUAAUUUUUGCGAAAACAUGAAGGCAUUUGGUGACCUGCAGCUACCAAAUCUAAUCAGCUGGAGCAUGCAUGAAUGUGAAAAUCUGGAGUCAUUUCCUGACCUUCAACUAUCCAAUCUGACCAUGUUAAAAGAGAUGGAUAUCAGCAGAUGUCCAAUGCUUGAUGCUUCCUUCCCUCGUGGGCUUUGGCCUCCCAAUUUGGAUUCCCUUGUAAUAGGGGGGUUGAAAAAGCCCAUCUCAGAAUGGGGCAAUCAGAAUUUCCCACCUUCCCUUGUUUACCUAACAUUAUGUAGUGAACCCGAUGUGAGGAAUUUUAGUCAAUUGUCCCACCUUUUCCCUUCUUCUCUUACAUAUCUGGACAUAACUGGAUUUGAUAAUCUGGAAUCACUUUCAUGGGGACUCCAACACCUCACAUCCCUUCAACAUCUCUCAAUUUGGGAUUGCCCAAAGGUGAACGAUCUACCAGAGACACUGUUACCUUCACUUUUGAGUUUGAGUAUAAGUGAUUGCCCAAAAUUGAAAGAAAGGUGUGAAGGAAGAGGCUCCCACUACUGGCCCCGAAUCUCUCAUAUCCCCUGCAUCGACAUAAGGAUUGUGGAUGGGGUCUAAAUUGAAAGAAAGGUGUGAAGGAAGAGGCUCCCACUACUGGCCCCGAAUCUCUCAUAUUCCCUGCAUCGAAAUUGAAGACUAAUUGAAAGAAAGGCAAUCUAGGCUGUAUUGUGAACUCUAAAGUGUGAUAAGGAAUUAACGGAGAUUGAAGACCAAGAUUAUCACACCAGAGGCUAAGUUAGAGUAAAAGGGUCAAAGUGGCUGAUGAGUUUCCAGACGAAGACUAAACAAAUGAACAAGGGACAAGAUGAGUUCUAUUGAAGAAAGAAGACAUCCUACCAAGGUUUCUACAUAUCAACAACACACAUCCAAAGUCACAGAUGUUGAAGAAUUUGCAAAUAGUACGAGUGAAGAAAGCCUAGAAAAGAUGCAGUGUCUUCAUGCAGACAUUAAAAGGUGGAAGGUAACAAAUGAUGCUUAAUCUUUACGUUGAUGGUGAUAUGGAGUUGAUCCAUGAUUUACCAGACUCGUAUUUGGAGCAACUGGACACACACAAGUGAGCUAGAAAAUGGUUUAAAACUGAAAAGGGCAUAACUUUCAUCACAUGUGGAGUUAUACGUCUCAACGAACCACGCGCUUAGACAAAUGCAAUAGACGAAGCACGACUCACGGGACCCAAUUUCGCCAUCUAGAGCUCCGAUUUUGAACUCAAGGUUGUUAACUUGGAGGGAGCCUUAUAUUGACAAGAGGUUCACAAUGAAGAAGACUUGCCACUAAUAAGAUUUUGUUGCUAAUGAAGAAGACUUGCCACUGAAGGAACCCCUAGAGCUUGCGUAUGGUCGCUCAUGGGCUAUGGUACCUCUUAUGGUAACUUAUAACUGAUGAAGAAUCAGUGGAACUUGCGUCUGAUGGCGAUGAAACAAUGAAGAUUGAUAAAAGGAACUUCCCACCAAUCUGGUGAAGAUUGAUAAAGAUUUCUCGUUGAGGAACAAGAGAUGCCACAUGUCAGUCUAUCGUCGGAUUAAGACAGUCGGUUAAGAAGAUCUUAUAUGUAAUUAUCACUUAUGUAAAUCUCAACAAGAUUAAGAAUACACGAGUCCGCAUUGAAUUUUAUGCCACUUGACCCCAUAGCUUCUUGGGUCAAGCAGUUAAGUGUGAA